AUGUUUAGUAAAUGUUAUCGUUGUCAAGAAAUACUUUGGGGAGCCUCAGUUAAGGACAUCAAAGGCAAUGACUACUGCCUUGAUUGUUCAAAAUGUUCCCAAUGCCACUUAAAACUUACCGGCAAGUAUCAUGUUGGUCUCAAAGGAGGUUUUUGGUGUAGUGAUUGUGUCAAAAAUCAUCGCAUUAAAGAAGUAGCAACCGCCCAACAAGAAAUAAAGAAAUUAGCCCAAGAAAGAGAAGAAUUGCAAAAACAAUUAGAUGAGUUAAAUAAUCCCGCUUCUCAUUGUGAAAUUUGUUCUAAAAAAAUAAAGGGUGGUGAUACUUAUUAUGCUACUUCCCAAGAACCAGAUAAAAAAACUUGCCCUACUUGUUAUCAAGACCAAAUAGAUAAAAGGUUAGCCGAAACAAAAAGGAAGAAAAAAGAAUUAGAGAGAGAAAAUGAAGAAGUUAACGAUAUAAUGGAGCAAGCCGAACAAGCCAACUUAGCAGGAAAAGUUUUUGUUCUUUCCGAGCGAGGAAAAAAGUUAUUAGGAUCCAAGGGAGUAAAAAUUGUUGAAGAUGAAGUAACAAAUAACCAAAAUGAAAAAGAUUUUAGUGAAGUAAUCGCUUCAACUUCUCAAAAUAAAGAAUUACCUAUUUUACCAGUGCAAGGUUUAAAUUCUCAAACAAAAAACGAUGAACUAACCCAAUUAAUUCAGCAAACUAAAGAAAAAAUAGGUGUUAAUUUAAUACUUGCUUUAGAAACUUUACUUGAUACCCAAAUUGAAAUUACUCAGGAAACCCUUGAAUAUCAUUUAGAAAAAAAAUUAGAAGUAAUUUUGGUUAACUCUACUUUAGAGAUCAUUAAAUCUAGUAACAUUAAUAAAAAACCAGUUGUUGUUUAUCAGGCAAAGGUUGAAACUUAUCUCCAACAAAAAUAUCCAACUGAACAAGCCAAAGCAGAAAUAACAAAGUUAUAUAUAGUUGACAAAGGCUUAGAAGGAAAUUUAGACUUAACUGAUUUUCCGAAUUUAGAGAAAUUAUAUCUCUAUAAUAAUUGCCUCACUAAACUAAAUUUAAAUAAUUGUAAGAAAUUAUGGAGAAUUAAAUGCUCUAAUAACCAACUCACUAAUCUUAAUUUGAGCAAAAUCACCACUGAACAAUUACGAGAACAAUUAAAACUCUUAGAAGCAGAAAAAGCAAGGUUAACUAAAAGAAUAGUUGAUUUAGAAACCUUAACUGCUGAAAGUGAAAGGUUAGUUAAAGAACAAAAAGAAAAAAUAGUUAAAGAUUAUUUACUUUUUACCGAAGAACAAGAACAAAUGCUCCAAAAACUAAUUUCAUAUGACAGUCUUUAUUAUAAAUUAGAAAAUAAAAAGUUCACUAGAACAGUAGAAAUCAUUCUUAAUAAAUUUGAAGAGUUGUAUCAUCACGAAUUAACCUUAGAAAGACAAAAUAAAGAAAAACAAAAUCUACCUCAACAAAUAACUAAUAUUGAAAAAUCUAUUAGUGAAAUGAAAAGAGAUAUCAAAUUACUUGAAGUUAACCCUAGUCAAGUAGUAAAUAACUACAUCACUACUGGUGAUAUUUUUUUAGCAUCAUCAUUAAGUUUUUGA
This is a messenger RNA of Entrophospora sp. SA101, 1596 nucleotides long. Lineage: Eukaryota; Fungi; Glomeromycota; Glomeromycetes; Entrophosporales; Entrophosporaceae. The record is from the annotation of a GenBank genome assembly.